CAACCAUCCAUAAAUUCGUUUUAGCCCAAUAUGUACUGUACAUGAGGUAACUAUUUUGCUUACAGAAGGCACUGUUAUAAAUGAUACAUUAUGGAAACGGAUAUCGAGCCAGACAAGCCUUACUUCUUUGGCGAUAUAGGCUGCUGGGCGGAGAGGACCCCGCUGCACGAGGCCGCCUCCCUGGGCCAGGCCCUCAGGCUGCAGCAGCUCAUCUGCAGCGGAGCGUCCGUCAACAUCGUGGCUGUGGACUCCAUCACCCCCUUACAUGAGGCCUGCAUACAAGGACAGACCCAGUGCGUCAGGCUGCUGCUGGAGGCUGGGGCACAGGUGGACGCGCGGAACGUGGACGGGAGCACGCCGCUGUGUGAGGCCUGUUCGGCGGGGAGCCUGGAGUGCGUGCGGCUGCUCCUGGAGCACGGCGCCACGGUCAACCCUGCCCUCACCUCCCGCACCACCUCCCCCCUCCACGAGGCCUGCAUGGGGGGGAACUCGGACUGCGCGCAGCUCAUCGUGGCCGAAGGAGCCCAGCUGGAGGCGUACGACCUGUACUACGGCACGCCGCUGCACGUGGCCUGCGCCAACGCCCGCGUCGCCUGCGCCAAGGUGCUGCUGAACGCAGGUGCGAAGGUGAACGCCGCCAGGCUGCACGAGACCGCGCUGCACCACGCCGCGAAGGCCAAGAGCCCGGACCUGAUCGAGAUGCUGGUGCAGUUCGGGGGCAACGUGUACGCCCGGGACAAACACGACAAAAAGCCCAUCCACUACACCAAGCUGGGCUCGCCCCCGGCCCUCUGCCUGGAGUUCUACGAGCGAACUCCCAUGAGCCUUCAGCAGCUCUGCAGGGUGUCCCUGAGGACGGCGCUGGGCACGAGGGCGCUGGACGUGGUCUCUAAACUGGACCUGCCGAAGCCCAUCGUCAGCUACCUCCGUUACUGCUGACCUCAGAGCUACCCACUGCCAACCGCGGCGCGGUUCCAAACCAGCCCCUCCUCCCCCGAGCAUCAGCACAAACAGGCUGGGGUGGGGGGGACCCACACGCGAUACUCCCUCUCAAUCAGUGUUAUCUUUGCUUCAUGACGCACACAGAAAACAGCGAGAGUCACCAGAAACAUCCUCAUUCUCAUUUUUUGGUGAAUCGCCUUCUCAUGCAUAUGUGUGUAUAUAUCCAUUCAGGGUAGCUGAACAUCCAGACAGAAUGACUUGAAACAGCUGUGAGGCUAAAAUAGCUGUGCUGUAGAUGAAACGGAGAGGAGGACUUCAGUUGAGGGGACCUAUCCCAUAAGGCAGAAUUUGCCAAGUCUCAUUUUUAAGAAUGCUCGCAAAACAAGUUGGACAGGGAAAAAACAGUAAGGCACCAGCAAAUCAGUUUCCAUGACAACAAGGGACUGGCACUUCCAAGUUCCAUUUCCAGACGGCUAGGAAUUGUGGCUCAUCUUCCAUAUUCUGCUGCUCGCCCGAUAUUCAUACAGGCUUUGAUGACAUGCAACAGGAAUGGAAAAGGGGUUGUUAAACAAAGUCUUAAAUAUCACGUAGGAAUAAAUAGACAAUUUUCCGUUGCUUUUAAGUUCGCUUGUAAAUUCUCUGCGGUUUUGUAGCGCCCACUGAAGCCUCCAUAAUGUGAAAUCCACCUGUGGUCAGAUAACUGAUCUGCACAGACAAUUCAUUUGUCAGACAGAUUUGGGAAACUGCCAACUAUUUUUUAAUCUUAAUUAGACAGGUCUUUUUUCAUAGGUGGAACUAAGGCACAAUGGCUUCUCAUGAGAUGGAUUUACAGGCGUGCUUUCUUAUUACAUGUCAAUUGUUCCUACUUCAUUGCUGUGUUUAAAACGUUUAAAUUAAAAUUAAUUAUAUUUAUUUAUAUAAUUUAUUUGACAAAAUAUUUGUCACAAUGUGCUCGGACCUCACAGUGGACUGAAAUCUUGUCAUUAAUAUUUCAAAUUUGACUUUUGAAUGUCUUGAGUUAAUGCAACUUCACAAUAGUGUGUAAUUAGCUGGAUCUUGAAGAUCAAAAUGUGAUUGACAUCUGACAUUAAAAUGAACCUGAAACAA
Messenger RNA from Anguilla anguilla (European eel), 2049 nucleotides. RefSeq names its product ankyrin repeat and SOCS box protein 13-like. The record is from RefSeq and is a predicted model, not a curated record. NCBI's taxonomy places the organism in Eukaryota, Metazoa, Chordata, Actinopteri, Anguilliformes, Anguillidae. Gene Ontology annotation, molecular function: protein binding. The transcript has 6 exons. Gene Ontology annotation, biological process: positive regulation of protein catabolic process; protein ubiquitination; intracellular signal transduction. The coding region runs from base 91 to 939 and encodes 282 amino acids.